Aureococcus anophagefferens is the source of this 822-nucleotide messenger RNA. RefSeq lists its product as hypothetical. Gene Ontology annotation, molecular function: protein binding. The transcript has a single exon. The coding region runs from base 1 to 822 and encodes 273 amino acids. NCBI's taxonomy places the organism in Eukaryota, Pelagophyceae, Pelagomonadales, Pelagomonadaceae. The record is from RefSeq and is a predicted model, not a curated record.
AUGCUCUGCAAGAGCGACCAGCCCGUGCCCCGCAAGGAGGCCGCCGCGCGCGAGCUCUGGACGCUCGCGCUCAACAACGACUACAAGGUCGCGAUCGUCUCCGCGGGCGCGAUCCCGGCCCUCGUGCUUCUCUGCCGCCAGCCGCCCUCGGGCAAGUGCGCCGAGUACGGCGCGCGCGCGCUCUGGAAUCUGGCGAUCAACGCGGAGAACAAGGUCGCGAUCGCCGAGGCGGGCGCGGUCCGGCCGCUCGUGACGCUGAUGACGAACGGCUCCGUGCACUGCCGGGAGGCGGCGGCGGGCGCCAUCCGGAACCUGGCGGUGAACGAGAAGAACCAGGAGGAGAUCGUCGCCGAGGGCGGCGUGCGGCCGCUCGUGGAGCUGUGCUCCGCGGGCGACGUCGCGGGCGCCGAGGUCGCGGCGCGCGCGCUCUGGAACCUGGCCUACAACUCGAAGAAGAACCAGUCCAAGCUCGUCGAGGCGGGGGCCAUCGGCGUCCUCGUGACCAUGUCCAAGGACGGCGGCUCCGACGCGUGCCGCGAGGCCGCGGCCGGCGCGCUGCGGAACCUGAGCUACGAGAACGACGACGCGCGCCUCGACAUGGUCAAGAACGGCGCCAUCCCCGUCCUCGCCGAGAUCUGCGUCGAGGGCACGGAGAUGUCGAGGAUCCACGCGGCCGCGCUCCUCAAGAACCUCAACUCCCAGCCCGACUGCCUCCGAGCCGUCGCCGCGGAGUUCCAGCUCCCGGACGACUCCUCCAAGGCCGCCGUCGACGCCGCCGUCGAGAGCCUCCUCUCGCGCCACGCGACCGACUCCACCGCGUGA